ACAUCCUCUGCGCAUAUACAGAACGACGUAAACAAAAAUCAAUAAACAUGGUGGUAAAUGUGUAAGUGUGUUCACGGUUUCUAAUAUGUUUUUAUAAAAAACGGUUUAUCAACAUAAGACUAUCUAAAAAAACGAAUGGUGAAGGUAAAAGACGGGCCGAUGGCAGAGGCUAAGCCUGCAACAACAGCAACAACAACAACACAAUCGUCGACAAUUAAUAACAAUAACACAACUAACAGCAACAGUACAACAUAUACCCAUAUUCGUAAACCGCGCAAUCACAAUCAUACCCAUCAUAUUCACCCAUUACACCAUUACACCUAUUUACACCAUCACUGUACUCAUCCAAGUGACAACGCAGAAACCAAUGGAUCCAAUGGAGCUGGAUCUCCGGCAAAAUUUCAUUUCGGGCCUGGAUUUGAGCCACAAAUUUCCGGUGGCAAUUAUUGUCCAGGACCGAGCCAAAGUCAGAACAAUUCCGAAUACGUCGUGCUGUUCCACGUCAAUCCUGGUGUUACCAUUAGGUUCCAGAUGGGGGAUAGUUUCGAAGUCCUGCAAGGUGAGCCCCAAUUCCAUUAUAUUGAAAAGCAUCUCCAAAGUCCUGUAACAGUUCCGAUGGUAUCAACGAAUUCGUCGCCACCCAUUGCGAUGCCAGUACAAGUUCCUCCAGGUCAUGUCGUACAACAAAUUGUUGACGAGAGCGGCACCUUGCGCCAUGUGAUACUCUCCCCACAACACCCAGCCGGACUCGUGCCAUUAACCUCACAUAAUCCACAGCACUAUGGUGCCGGUCCAGGGAAUAGCACAAAUCAGCCGCAACAAGCGUUCUAUCAAGGCCUGCCGACGGGUUUUCCAGCCUCACAUUUCCAUUCGAAUAUCCCGCCAGGUCAUCCAGGACCAAGUCCCACUCGUCUCGGACAUUCCCCACCUUUAAAUCAAAUUUAUUACAAGGACGAACGAGCCAAACGACAAUAUAUAAAACUGAAAAAAAAGCAUCAAGAUAAACAGAAAUUAGACAGUAUGCAAAAGGAUUUGGUGAAUGGAUUGAGGAGGCCGUCAGCCAAAGAUAAAGACAUGAACAGUGUAGGAACGUCAGAGGAUGGUGAGGAAAGCAGUAUUCCGGACGAAGAAGAUUCCGUUCAAAUCAUUGCUGAUAUUUUGUCGUCCGUCCAGGCUCCAAAGGUAUCUGAACUGAGUUCCCGAAGUGCCUUAUUGCUGUGGGCGCCGCCCACGAAACUCUCCGAAGCUUCAAGCACGGACGGCCCCGAGAUCGACGUCGGUGAUUUACGUUACGAAGUAUUACUUAGUGAUAAGAGCAAAGAAAUGAAAUUUAAGUCAAUAUACAACGGCACUUCACUAUCAUGUCGCAUCCGGGACCUGAAACCGGGCCAGGAGUACUCCGUUUGUCUCCAAGUGCACUACGACGAACUCCAAGGUGCCGCCACUGACCCCGUUAAGUUCACCACCCCUCCGUGCGAGCCCGACCAACCCCAACCUCCCAAACUGCACCAACGCCAGAAAACGUCGCUCCAAUUGAAGUGGAACAGCGUCAACGACAACGGCUCGCAUAUCACGAACUACAUUCUGGAGUAUGACGAGGGCAAAGGGGGCGACUUUGUGGAAUUUCACCGAGGAAGGGUGAAACAGUACACGAUACAUAAGUUGCAACCGGCGACCCCAUACAAGUUCAGGUUGGCGGCAGUGAACGAGAUAGGGAAGAGUAGUUACUCGGAAGUGGUCACUUAUAAUACUUGUAAUAAUCCGCCGACGAAACCGCCGCCUCCGGUACUAGCCGAGGCCUCAAUCAAUUAUCUCCACUUGCAGUGGAGCAAAAGGCCAAGCGAUGAGGAGUUUACGCUUCAAAUGAACGACUCGAGGACUAGCUAUCGGCCGGUUUACAACGGAAGAGAAACGAUUUGUAUUUGUACGGGUUUGAGUAAUUUUACGGAAUAUAAGUUCCGGUUAAGGGCGGAGAAUGACGGAGGACAAUCGCCGUGGUCGGACGAGGUGACUUACAAGACCUUGCCCGAUCGUCCGAGGGAGCCCUCGAAGCCAGUCGUCAAGGGCCGGAUCCACGCACACUCAUUCAAACUGAAAUGGGAGCCGCCGAAUUACACCGGCGGCGCCGACAUCACCGAGUACAUCCUCGAGGUGAACUCCGGUAGCGGCUACGAGGUCGUCUACACCGGAACGGAAACGGAAGCAGUCUGUGAUAAACUAACCCCCGGCACCACCUACCAGUUGCGCGCGAGCUGCAUCAGUGCCGGCGGCCGUAGCAACUACUCAAACCCGUGUACUGUGACGACGGACGCCAUCGCCCCCGGGCAGUGCGCCGCCCCCCGUCUGCACGGCAAGCCGAAAUCGAACAGCAUCACGAUCAGAUGGUGCGAGCCCGACUACAACGGAGGGGCGCCGGUCCUGGAGUACGAGGUGGAGAUGGCGGGCCCGCCUGACCACACACGAAAUCUAGUUCACAAAAGCAAAGAGACGGAAUGCACGGCCGCGAAUCUCACUCCAGGCUGUGAGUACGAGUUCUUCGUGAGGGCCGUCAACAGGAUAGGGCCCGGACUGUGGUCGGAUCCAUUGAAAGUUACCAGCGGAGCAGCUCCGCCAGAUGUCGUCUCGACGCUCACGACCAAUUGCAAAUCACCAUUCCAGAUAUUCGUCGAAUGGCAAGAGCCGCCGUCUAACGGAGCGCCCAUUCUAGACUAUAGAUUAGAAAUUAGCACAAGUAUGAAUGACUUCCAUUUAGUUUAUCAAGGAGCUGAAAAUUACCAUGACGUCAAGGGACUGAACCCCUUCACGACGUAUUACUUCCGAGUGCAAGCCUGCAACUCUGCCGGUUGCAGUCCGUACUCCCCCGUCACCGCGACGGUGACUCCCGCAGCGCCCCCUUCCACCGUAACGACCCUCCGGAGCGAAUCCACCCCAACGUCAAUAACGCUCAACUGGAACGAACCCUCCAAUAACGGUUCAGAAAUCACCCACUACAAUAUCGAGUUCGGUGAUAAACUCAUCGUUACUGAUGGUCCCGUGAGAGAGUAUCAAAUUGUCAAUCUCCAACCAGAGAUCACCUACAAAAUCAAAAUCCAGGCGGUGAAUGCCAUCGGCAGCGGCUCUCUUUCCUCCACGCUUAAAGUAUCGACACUCAAACUACCACCAGCAGCUCCUAAACUUGAAUGCAUUGGCAUCGGACACAACUAUCUCAAAUUGAAAUGGGGCGACGGUAAAAACGUCGACUACACACACUAUUUGAUCGAAAUGGAAAACGGACGCACACACGAUUUCCAAUGCGUCUAUAAAGGGACAGCUCUCACAUACAAAGUUAAUAAAUUGCAAGAAGUAACAACAUAUAGGUUUAGGAUUUGCGCAUCGAACGAUGCUGGUGUGGGUGAUUUUUCCAAUAUUUAUGAAUUUACAACAAGUAUAGCACCGCCUGCAGUAAUCAAGCAACCGAAAUUGAUCGAAGUCGAUCAAACGAGUUGUAUGAUCGAAUGGAUGCCCUCUAAAAAUCAAUUCGUGGAUCCUGUCAUUUUCCAAGUACAGGUGGCCAGGGUAAAGGACCAGUUUUUCAAAGAGACAUACAGGGGCGCUGAGUCGAAGUGUUCUAUCGAAAAUUUGGAACCGGGUGUCGAGUACAGCGCUCGCGUAUGUCCAAUUAGACUAACGGCCAGCGGCGACCUCGUGGGCCCCUCUUCGCCUCUCUUGCACUUUUCGACAAUGAUUGCCGAACCGACUGUAGUAUCAAAAAUCUCGACGAAUCCCAGCUCACCGACUCACUCCCACCGAAGCCACCGGACUGCACUGACGUCAAUUUUGCACCGCUUAAAGACAGUUCUAAAUACGCCCCUUGUCGUUGCCAUCGUGGUAACAAUUAUAGGAAUUAUCAUUUCGAUAUGGAUUAUGUCGUUUCUCUAAGUGCAAUUGAUGUGUGGUCGCUUUGCUCACUCCAAACAAACAAACUUAAACUAAGCGAUACUACCCUGCCGUUUGGCUAACGAAAAGUGGAAUAUAAAGUAUUAUUAAACAGGGCUUAUUAUAAUUAGAGGACCAAAGCGUAAGUUUUGGUAUUUUUAUACGUGUUUCCGUACUUGGCGUGGUGCUAUCCAAUUUAAUUAACGAUGUGAUGUCUAACGGCGGUCAAAACCGUCGCAGAUGACCUGUAGUUUGAUAUAUUAUGUGUUGUUAUUCCAGUCAUGUGUAUAGUAAAGCAAACCCGUACACAUAUUGUAUGUAUUUAUGAAGCAGGAUUAACUAAAUGAAUUUUUAAGUGGCUGGAAAGUCUGUACCUAUAAAAAUUUUAAAUAUAUAUACUUACAUAAUACAGCAUAUAGGUUAAUGAAAUUAUAUAACUCUAAUGUUAAUCUAUUAAGUAUAUUACAAUCUAAUCUUUUAUUGUUUAAAGUUGGCUAAAAUUGGGUUUGUAUAUGUGCUACUUCCUGCACAGUCGACAGAGAUAUAUUAAUAUAUUAUAGGUAUAAAAAAUAUAAAUACAGAUAUAAAUAAAUAAAUAAAUCAAUUAUAUUUUAUGUACUAGUA
Messenger RNA from Tribolium madens (black flour beetle), 4539 nucleotides. It is a transcript of the gene mtgo, whose product is annotated as fibronectin type-III domain-containing protein 3A. The coding region runs from base 136 to 3918 and encodes 1260 amino acids. Lineage: Eukaryota; Metazoa; Arthropoda; Insecta; Coleoptera; Tenebrionidae. The record is from RefSeq and is a predicted model, not a curated record. The transcript has 9 exons. Gene Ontology annotation, molecular function: protein binding.